This is a messenger RNA of Menidia menidia (Atlantic silverside), 2856 nucleotides long. NCBI's taxonomy places the organism in Eukaryota, Metazoa, Chordata, Actinopteri, Atheriniformes, Atherinopsidae. The record is from the annotation of a GenBank genome assembly.
CUGGGUGGUGUUGCAGUGGGAGGGGAACGCAGAGUGCCAUAUACUGACUAAAUCCAAUGAGGGUAGGAGGAUGCUUCCUCCUCCAAACAGCCCUGCCUCCCAGCGGAGCUCAGAGCCAUGCGCACGGGGAGCAGAGCCUGUGUGCGUGUAGGGCCCCUUAAAGAGAAGCGCCGAGCAGACGGCCCAGACUUUCUCCAUAGAAGAAUCAGCGAAAUGAGGAACAGCGUCAACCCGGCACCAUGCGCUCCAGGUUCCCAAGGACCGCCUGCCUGCUGCGAAUCAUUGCACUCUGCAUCCUCCUCUCGCACACAGCAGCUUAUUUCGGGCUGACAGGUCGGGAGCCCAUGGUGUUUUUACCAGGUCCGUUUUCCAAUGACGCCCCGGCAGGGAAGGCCCACCUGAAGCAGUGUGAGCAGAUGACCCUGACCCGGCGGCAGAAGAGGCUGUGCCGCAGGGAGCCCGGCCUGGCCGAGACGCUCCGGGAGUCGGUGCGCCUCAGCCUGUUGGAGUGCCGCUAUCAGUUCAGGAACGAACGCUGGAACUGUAGCCUGGAUGGCCGGGGGAGCCUCCUGAAAAGAGCAUUCAAGGAGACUGCUUUCCUGCUGGCGGUGUCCUCUGCGGCGCUGACCCAUGCACUGGCCAAAGCGUGCAGCUCGGGCCGAAUGGAGAGGUGUACGUGCGACGACUCUCCCGGCAUCCAGCACCGAGAAGCGUGGCAGUGGGGCGUGUGCGGCGACAACCUGAAAUACAGCACCAAGUUUCUCAAGAAAUUCCUCGGCCAAAAGCUGGUCAGCAAGGACCUGAGGGCUCAGAUCGACGCACACAACAUUAACGUCGGAAUUCGGGCCGUGAAGAGUGGACUGAAGACGACCUGCAAGUGUCACGGCGUUUCCGGUUCGUGCGCCGUUCGGACUUGCUGGAAGCAGCUGGCGCCUUUCCACGACACCGGGCGGCUGCUCAAAUAUCGCUACGACACGGCCGCGAGAGUGCUGAGCGUCACCAACGCGGCCACGGGGGAGACGGAGCUGGCCGGCCCGCGCCGCCACGGCCAGAGCCCCCGCACCACGGACCUGGUCUUCCUGGAGGACUCGCCCAGCUUCUGCAGGCCCUCCCGCUUCUCGCCGGGCACCGGCGGCCGGUCCUGCGCCAAAGACACCAGCUGCCAGAGCCUCUGCUGCGGCCGCGGCUACAACACGGCCAUGCGCCUCACCAGCCUGUCCUGCCACUGCCAGGUUCGCUGGUGCUGCCACGUGGAGUGUCAGACCUGCGUGAGGGAGGAGGAGGUGUACACCUGCAAAAAUGCAUGAACGGUCAAUGAGAGAAAAACAGGCAGUUGAGAGAGACUCGGGGGGGGGGGGGAAAGGAAACACGGAUGGACCGAAGCAGUGGGGAAAAAAUGUGCUAAAAACUGAUCCUCAACGAGACUGAACUGAGAUGUGUCACAGACAAUCCACCGGGGGCUCUUAAAUCACAGUGUGCGUUUGCAGAUCUGCUCUCUGACUUGCAUGUAAUUUUGGAACAGAUGUACUUAUGUAACGUUGAAAUAUUGCUAGAGACUUGCUAAUCACCACUGAUUUGAUAGGCAACAACUUAUUGCUGAUGAGGAUGUUUUUAAACUAACCUGCUUCUCUUCUUGCUGGAUGCACUGAAAUCCCACUUUUUUGGGGCGUGGGGGGGACAAGCUCUUAAAACAGGUUUUGGACUGGAAGCGUCCAGCAAUGUGGCGCUGAAUAGCAGCAGCCUGGGAGCUCCGACACUGAUUUUGUUGAUUCAUUAUUGUCUUCUGACAUUUUUGCUAUUUAUUGUGUCAUUCUUUAUGUCUGUUACACUGCUGCUUUAUAAACUUUAAAUCUUGUAAUCAAGUUUUGCUAGUAAGGCUGAAAUUAAUUCAAGAGGAAUCUACCUGUCUGUCUUUCUGACUGCUGUUAUUGUUGUUGUUUUUUUCUGCUGUGGAGAACUUUUAAAGUUCAUUUUUGAGUAAAAGCACUUAAGUUGCUCUUGCUACAUAUUAAACAAAUGUAAAUGUUAAUGUUAAGGUUGAAAUUUAGGCGGCGGAUAUAAUCACUGGAAGCUUUGAGGGAUGGCUGACACUGCUGACAGAGUUAUUGUGUAAAGAAAGAAGCUGGGUUUCAGUUGCUCUUAUGGAAAUCUCUAUGGAAAUGUCUACAUGCUGAGUAAUGUGGGCUGAGCAGAACAAAGAGGAGAGGGAAACGCACAACAUUGUCUUUGAAAAUCAGCCUAAAUUGGUAACAUACCAGUCCUGCUCUUCUAUUUAAACUUUUAAAAGAAGCCAAUACGUUCCUAUACUUUCAUGUGUAAAAUUGCCCGACUGAACUAUUUGGUCUUCAAAGUCUAAAUUAGCCACAUCUUUGUUCUCUUUGCCUUUGAAGUGGGUCAGUCAUGCUCCCUAUUUUCCCUAAUUGCUAAUCAAAGAAAAUCACUGUGUUUACUCCCCUUAUGUCCAAUAUGUCCAUGUGUGCGGGUCAAAAGUGCACGUUGGACCUAAAACAUCUGCUUUUAUCUGCCAGUUUACGGUUUAUCUGAGUGAUUCUGAACUGCAUAUGUGAAUAGAAUAUAACUCUUAUUAGAGCCCCAGGCGUCUGACAAUGUGGAAUCAUAAUUUUUCUACCUCACUUCAACUUUUGGCAAAUAUCAGUAAGAUUUAUGAGCUAUGCAGAGUUAUCCUCUCUGUAGAUACAUGUUUUUUCCCUCUAUGUUUCUUAGAAAUAUCCUGUUUCAGACGUCCACACAAGUCUUUUGAAUAUGGGAAUAUAUGUAACCAUUAUUCAGAAGUGUGUGUUUUUUUUAUCUUGUUGCUUCACACUUUUAUUUAAAACAAAUAAGAUGAAUAAAAAA